Myxocyprinus asiaticus (Chinese sucker) is the source of this 2291-nucleotide messenger RNA. Its product is annotated as prostaglandin E synthase-like. The transcript is spliced from 3 exons. NCBI's taxonomy places the organism in Eukaryota, Metazoa, Chordata, Actinopteri, Cypriniformes, Catostomidae. Gene Ontology annotation, biological process: prostaglandin biosynthetic process. Gene Ontology annotation, cellular component: membrane. The record is from RefSeq and is a predicted model, not a curated record. Gene Ontology annotation, molecular function: prostaglandin-E synthase activity. Bases 171 to 611 code for a protein of 146 amino acids.
UCACAUGGGGAGGGAAACGUCAGUGAACGUCUGGACUUUAGUGAAAGUUUCUUGCCAGGUACUGAUUGGAAAUAGGAUGGACCAAGCGGUCUAGGCUUCGCAUAUAAAACUGAACAUUUACACGUCUCCUUCAUACUGCAUAUACACAGACUGCGCUAUAGUUUGUCAAGAUGCUUGAAAACGAUGUAUGGAUGUGCUUCGUCUUCUACAGCACGCUGUUAAUUUUAAAGAUGUACGUCAUUGCCAUCAUCACGGGGCAAGUGAGACUUCGGAAAAAAGCGUUCGCGAAUCCCGAGGAUGCAGUUAGACACGGAGGUGUGCAGUAUUGCCGCAUCGAUCCUUACGUGGAGCGCUGUAGGAGAGCACAUCGCAAUGACAUGGAGAACAUUUUCCCCUUUUUUUUUCUAGGGGCCGUAUAUUCCAUGACUGGCCCCUCAUAUUCAGUAGCACAAAUUCACUUUCUGGUCUUCUUCCUGGGUCGAGUUCUUCACAGUGUGGCAUACCUGUUAUCAUUUAAAGCACCAACACGUUCAUUUGCCUAUGUCAUCGCUCAGGUGCCUUGUGUUUCCAUGGCAAUACAGAUUCUCAUGGAUGUAGCCUCAUUUGCAUAACGCUGAACAAUAUGGAGUUAUGUGACCGGUCAUGACUUUUCAGCUGUUAUAAUUGUGAUGCAGGAUGCUGCUUUGAUGACUUUUUCAUCCUUCUCAUCAACUGUAUGAAUUUACUUUUCAUUCUGAGAUCAGACUCAUGCUUUAUGACUGACAAUGUGUAGCUCUGCUCUUAAAGCUGAAGUAUGUAAAUUUUUCAGUGUGGAAAUACCUUCUCCUAACCCAGCUUAAUAUGCAGACAACUAUAAAUAAGCCAUUCAUAGGUUAAUUUUCUCAAAAACUGUAAGCACUGACUUUCUGUGGCACUUUGAAAAUUGACCCGCCCCUACAACGCUACUCAACCAAUGACAUGAGUUGGGGUGUUUGUUUGAUGAACGGCAGAUGGGGGGUGUAUUCAGAAAGUCAUUUGGUGCCGCUUGUGGCACAGAAAUUACAUACUUAAGCUUUAAAAACAGUUUGUACUGGUAUUUUGCUGCAAUAAUGCAGUGUCUAAAUACGAUAUGUUAUCAUGCAGAUGAAGGGUAUUUAAUGGCACCUUAUUGUGUUUUUGUAUUGUUUUUUACAAUGAGGUUUGCAUUUACUCUUGUCAUAUUUAUAUAUUUGCUACAAUAGGCCUCAUUCUCCAUGAAUGGUCAUAAAGUCCUGCAGAAUUCAUACCUCUAGUCUAUAGAACAGCCAUUAUUUACAGUGCAAUGCAGUGACCAGCAUCUUUUCACUUUCCUACUGAAAUGUUUACACAAGCAAUAACUGUUGAGGUCAGUUCGUAGUCUACAUGACUGCUCAGCAAUAGCUUUCCAAACUUGUAAAGAUUCCUCUGUUGUUACAGCAUGUGAGCCCUGCAAAGUCCAGGCCUUUCUAAAUUAUCAUAGCGUUAAACAAAUGCUGCUGCACAAACACUGCCUUUCCUCUUUGUCUGCCAGGCUUUGGGUUCAUGGCAUUUUGAACACAGCCUCCAAUUCACAGCCGAGUGCUAUUGCCCUGUCCUCAAGAACACUACUUACACAACAGAAUGCUUGAAUACAUUUCUAUUAGGUAAUUUGGUAAUUCAUCACACUGCACUCUUUAAAUUUAUGUUAAAUGUUCUGUUUUUUAAAAAGAUAUAACUUAUUCACAUUUAUAAUAUUGUAUCUUGUGUGUUUUAAUGUCUAAGUCACUAAAGACAUGUUGAGAAAGCAAUAGUUUUUUUUUUUAAUAAUAAAUGCAUAAAGAAAUGUUGUGUGUGUGUGUGUUUGUACAGUAUACAAAACAAGUGAGAGAAAGAGAGAGCAAGUGAAGGAGAUUGAUAGGUAUUGCUGCCUCAAUUUUAUCAGAGCAGACACCAUUAUUAUUUUACUGUGCAAAAAGGAAAGCAAAAAGAAUGGCAGGAAAAGACAAGAGGCACAGAGAGAGAGAUGUGUGACAGAGAGAGAAUGCAAAAGAGAGAGGAAUGUUAUUACCUCAUAAAUCAGACCUCUAAAACUGAUACUAUACCCCAGACGUGUAAUCUCAGUCUUCAUUUUUUCUGCAUUGGAGGGUUUUUGUUUUUGUUUUUGUUUUUUUGAAAAUCGCAUUUUCCACAAAAAUAUGUGAAAGUGCAACAGAAAUGAUCUCAGUAAGCAGCAUGAAUGGAAGUGUGUAGAUUUGAGUUGCAUGCAAAUCUAAAGACUGGUACGUGUCUGAAAUAUGCCCUUGCUUGACAAUUUC